AUGACGAAAUUCAAUCAAAACAGCACCAGCAGUAACGCAUCCGUGCUGGACGACUUGUUCAGCAGCAUCAACGCCAGCGCCCCUUCCAGUGCCGCUGGCGCCAGUGCGCCAUUCAUGUAUUUCUCGUCCACCGGCUCGGCCACCAAGAAUGUUACGCCUACAGCCGCUGCUGCCACCGCUUCAAGCGUGCUGAAUGACCUUUUCUCAGGCCCAGAUGUGGCGUCAUCUGAAAGGAGCGACAAAUACGGCAGCGCGGGUGAGACGCACGCCAUGAUUUACGUGGACGGCAACAGCGGUCGGGUAGAGGAUGGUGUUAACAAUCUGUUUGACCUUUCGAGGCCAGUGAAGAAAGACAAGUACAACAAUGCGGAGAGUCUCCUUGAGGCCUUUGAACGGCAAGGCAAGAAGAGCGGCAGUGGCGGCGGCCGCCCUGACGAGCGCGAAACACUCGCCAACCUGACGCGCAACAAGGAUGACAAUAAAGUCCGAGCUCGCUUACUGCCGCUCAUGAAUUACUACGACGUCCUCGGCGUCGCCCCAACGGCGUCUGAGGAGGAGAUCAAGCGCAGCUACAAGAAGAAAGCGCUGCAGCUGCACCCUGACCGCGCCGGUCGCGAUCAGACGCAGGAGGAGGCAGAACUGUUCAAGGUAAUCACCAAAGCCAAUGAGGUACUUACAGACGCGGAGCAGCGCCGCAUGUACGACGCAAGUCUUGCCAGUGGUGCUGUGCAGCCAGCUAUGGCCCCGUCGGCAGCAGACUGGUGGAGUCACAUGCAGAGCUGA
This is a messenger RNA of Leishmania mexicana MHOM/GT/2001/U1103, 783 nucleotides long. RefSeq names its product DNAJ protein-like protein. Lineage: Eukaryota; Euglenozoa; Kinetoplastea; Trypanosomatida; Trypanosomatidae. The record is from RefSeq and is a predicted model, not a curated record. The coding region runs from base 1 to 783 and encodes 260 amino acids. The transcript has a single exon.